CAAGAGCGAGAUAUGGAGUUGAUACGCGAGUCACCCCUGGGUCAGCUUUUACGCGCGAUUACAGGGAAUAGGAUUCUACUUUAUCCAGAAGAAAAGCCUGGAUUUGUUCCAUCGAGUCCAGAUGAGACAAGACACCAGAUUGAAUCUAAGCAAAGUCUUGGAGGUGACUCUGCCAUAGCUCCAACAGCGACUUCAUACGACGGACCAUACGAAGAAAAUGAUGCAAACUAUAUAGUUGACUGGUACGGACCAGACGAUCCAUCAAACCCGAGAAAUUGGUCGUCAUGGAAGAAAAGAUUUGUUACUUUUCAGAUAUGGUACACAUCACCUCAUAUUCUACCUCGAUUUUCACACAGUCGAAGUUUUUACACUUUCGCCAUAUAUUGUGGCUCAUCAAUCUACGUGCCAGCUGAAUCUCAAAUAAUGGAAUAUUUCCAAGUCAGUCAAACAAAGGCUUCAUUGGGCUUGGCAUUAUAUGUAUUGGGCUAUGGCCUCGGUCCAUUGCUCUUCUCACCCUUGAGUGAAGUUCCAUUAUAUGGCCGCAAUAUCCCAUAUAUUACCUCCCUCACCAUAUUUGUUGUGUUGUGUGUUCCAACCGCUUUGGUAGACAACUACGCCGGACUCAUGGUUCUUCGACUGCUCCAGGGCUUUUUCGGCAGUCCCUGUCUGGCAAGUGGUGGUGCCUCAAUGACAGAUAUGUACUCGGAUAUUUACCUACCACUGGGAUUAACUAGUUGGGUAGCUGCGGCGUAUGGUGGACCAGCUCUUGGGCCGCUUUUGUCGGCCUUUUCGGUCGCUGAAAAGGGGUGGCGGUGGGCGAUGUGGGAAAUUCUUUGGAUGAGUACACCCAUCCUUGUUCUUAUGGUUAUCUGUCUUCCAGAGACAUCGGCCGACAAUAUCCUUCUCCGCCGUGCAGGGCGACUACGCAGAGUUACUGGAAACUCGAAAUUUUUGUCGCGAUCGGAGAUUGCACACAAUAGCCAAGCAUUUGACAAAAUGCUCCUUGAUUGCCUGAUCAAACCUGCCGAGAUAAUGAUGAAAGACCCAGCCGUUCUAUUCGCCAAUUUCUAUACCUCCCUGGUGUAUGGAAUCUAUUACUCCUUCUUUGAAGCAUUCCCAUUGGUUUUUCCGAAUAAGUACGGGCUGGAUGCUCGGGAUGUUUCGCUAAUUUUUAUCUCAAUCAUUAUUGGUUGUGCGCUCGCAGCGACUGUGUAUAUCUUCUAUGUUUAUACCCGCCUCAUGCCUGAUCUAAAGGCCAAGGGCCAACGUGCACAUGAGCACCGCCUGGGGCCUGCUCUAUUCGCUUCACUGGGGCCACCCGUUGGACUUCUAAUUUUUGCCUGGACUGCCAAUGGAAAAAUCCACUGGGCUGUCAGCGCACUCGGUGUUGUCAUAUACUCAGGAUCGGUAUUCAUUGUGUUUCAAUGCGUAGUGAUCUACCUGCCCCUUGCAUAUCCGAAGUAUUCAGCUUCGCUGUUUGCCGGCAAUGAUACAACACGAUCUACUGUCGCGUUUGCGUUCAUCCUAUUCUCCCGAUCCAUGUUCAUUGAGCUUGGUAUUGACAAAGGUGUUACUUUGCUAGCCGGAUUGAGCAUCCUAGGGAUUAUCGGCAUGUUUAUCCUCUAUUUCUACGGUGCAAAUCUCCGUGCUAGAUCUAGCUUUGCGGAGCAGAGAUGA
Molecule: messenger RNA, 1677 nt
Organism: Penicillium concentricum
Lineage: Eukaryota; Fungi; Ascomycota; Eurotiomycetes; Eurotiales; Aspergillaceae
Product: MFS transporter
Exons: 8
Biological process (GO): xenobiotic detoxification by transmembrane export across the plasma membrane
Molecular function (GO): fluconazole transmembrane transporter activity
Source: RefSeq, a predicted model, not a curated record